Cooperia oncophora is the source of this 249-nucleotide messenger RNA. Lineage: Eukaryota; Metazoa; Nematoda; Chromadorea; Rhabditida; Trichostrongylidae. The record is from the annotation of a GenBank genome assembly.
AUGAUGAUACCUGUUCCAGGCAAAUUUGUUCGACCUGACUCGCACAGAAUCCUGUCGAAGUUUGAUUCAACAUCACAUAGUAGCGUGAAGCAGGUGGCGUUCAUCGCCCCGGACGACAGCAGGGUGGUGGUGAUCAUCAAUACAGAUGAGGAUCCACAUACCGUCUCGAUCAACGAAGCGACGAAUUCUGCGCUAUUCUAUAACGUUGUUCUCGAAGCUCAUUCACUUGCCACUGUUAUAAUAAGAUAA